This is a messenger RNA of Eurypyga helias (sunbittern), 3568 nucleotides long. It is a transcript of the gene PPFIA2, whose product is annotated as protein tyrosine phosphatase, receptor type, f polypeptide (PTPRF), interacting protein (liprin), alpha 2. Gene Ontology annotation, cellular component: presynaptic active zone. Gene Ontology annotation, biological process: synapse organization. The transcript has 28 exons. Gene Ontology annotation, molecular function: protein binding. NCBI's taxonomy places the organism in Eukaryota, Metazoa, Chordata, Aves, Eurypygiformes, Eurypygidae. Bases 49 to 3345 code for a protein of 1098 amino acids. The record is from RefSeq and is a predicted model, not a curated record.
CUGGAGCAUUUGGAGUGCCUUGUCUCAAGACACGAAAGGUCACUGAGGAUGACAGUGGUGAAACGGCAAGCACAGUCUCCCUCAGGAGUUUCCAGUGAAGUUGAGGUCCUCAAAGCUCUGAAAUCUCUGUUUGAGCAUCACAAGGCUUUGGAUGAAAAGGUAAGGGAACGACUGAGGGUUUCUUUAGAAAGAGUCUCUGCACUGGAAGAAGAACUAGCUGCUGCUAACCAGGAGAUUGUAGCUUUGCGUGAACAAAAUGCACACAUUCAAAGGAAAAUGGCAGCUGGGGAAGGGCCUGCCGAAUCAGAGCAUAUUGAAGGAAUGGAGCCAGGGCAAAAGGUUCAUGAAAAGCGCCUAUCAAAUGGCUCCAUAGACUCAAAUGAUGAAGCCAGUCAAGUUGUUGAACUUCAGGAACUACUGGAAAAACAAAACUAUGAAAUGGCACAAAUGAAGGAGCGUUUGGCUGCGCUGUCUUCACGAGUGGGAGAGGUAGAGCAGGAAGCAGAAACUGCCAGAAAGGAGCUCAUUAAAACAGAAGAAAUGAACAGUAAAUAUCAGAGAGACAUUAGAGAGGCAAUGGCACAAAAGGAAGAUAUGGAAGAAAGAAUAACUACGCUGGAGAAGCGCUACCUCAGUGCACAGAGAGAAUCCACCUCCAUACAUGAUAUGAACGAUAAGCUGGAAAAUGAACUGGCAAACAAGGAAGCCAUCCUACGUCAGUUAGAAGACAAAAACAGACAGCUGCAAGAGCGUCUAGAGCUGGCAGAGCAGAAGCUGCAGCAGACGAUGAGGAAAGCUGAAACCUUGCCCGAAGUGGAGGCUGAACUGGCUCAGAGAAUUGCAGCUCUGACUAAGGCAGAAGAAAGACAUGGUAACAUUGAGGAACGUAUGAGACACUUAGAAGCUCAGCUUGAAGAGAAAAAUCAGGAACUUCAAAGAGCAAGGCAAAGAGAAAAGAUGAAUGAGGAGCACAACAAAAGAUUAUCAGAUACUGUAGACAGACUUCUGACAGAAUCCAAUGAGCGUCUGCAGCUACACUUAAAAGAGAGAAUGGCAGCACUUGAAGAAAAGAAUGUUUUGAUUCAAGAAUCUGAAAGUUUUAGGAAAAAUCUGGAGGAGUCUUUACAUGACAAGGAAAGACUUGCCGAAGAAAUUGAGAAACUGAGAUCUGAACUGGAUCAAAUGAAAUUGAGGGCUGGUUCUUUAAUUGAACCCACCUUGUCAAGACCUCACCUAGAUACAUCAGCAGAGCUGAGGUAUUCUGUGGGCUCCCUGGUUGAUAGUCAGUCUGACUAUCGAUCAACUAAAGUGAUAAGGCGACCUAGAAGAGGACGGAUGGGCGUACGCAGAGAUGAACCAAAGGUAAAAUCACUUGGAGAUCACGAGUGGAAUAGGACCCAGCAGAUUGGUGUAUUGAGCGGCCAUGCAUUUGAAAGCGACACUGAAAUGUCUGACAUCGAUGACGAUGAUAGAGAAACGCUUUUCAGCUCCAUGGACCUCCUGUCACCAAGCGGCCAUUCCGAUGCCCAGACUCUGGCCAUGAUGCUUCAGGAGCAGCUAGAUGCAAUCAAUAAAGAAAUCAGGCUAAUCCAAGAAGAGAAAGAGUCGACAGAACUGCGAGCUGAAGAGAUAGAGAACAGAGUGGCCAGCGUGAGUCUGGAAGGCUUAAAUCUAGCCAGAGUCCACCAAGGUACCUCCAUUACUGGCUCAGUAACAGCAUCAUCACUUGCAAGCUCCUCUCCUCCCAGCGGACACUCAACUCCUAAACUCACCCCUCGCAGUCCAGCCAGGGAGAUGGACAGAAUGGGGGUUAUGACGCUGCCAAGUGACCUAAGGAAACAUCGGAGAAAGAUUGCAGUAGUUGAAGAAGAUGGGCGUGAAGAUAAAGCCACAAUCAAAUGUGAAACUUCUCCACCUCCCACACCCAGAGCUAUCAGAAUGACUCAUACCCUUCCUUCUUCAUACCACAAUGAUGCCAGAAGUAGUUUGCCUGCUUCAUUGGAGCCAGAAAGCAUUGGUCUUGGCAGUGUCAGUAGCAGCCAGGACUCCCUGCACAAAGCUCCCAAGAAGAAAGGAAUCAAGUCUUCGAUAGGACGUUUGUUCGGUAAAAAAGAGAAGGCUCGACUUGGACAGCUCAGAGGUUACAUGGAAACAGAGGCAGCAGUGCAGGAGUCUCUGGGAUUAGGGAAACUUGGAACUCAAGCAGAAAAGGACCGAAGACUAAAGAAAAAACAUGAACUUCUGGAAGAAGCUCGGAGAAAGGGUUUGCCUUUUGCACAGUGGGAUGGACCAACAGUGGUUGCCUGGCUGGAGCUCUGGCUGGGCAUGCCAGCCUGGUACGUCGCUGCCUGCCGUGCCAACGUGAAGAGCGGAGCGAUUAUGUCUGCUUUGUCCGAUACUGAGAUUCAAAGAGAAAUUGGAAUCAGCAAUCCUCUUCAUCGCUUAAAGCUUCGAUUAGCAAUCCAGGAGAUGGUAUCACUGACAAGUCCAUCAGCACCUCCAACAUCCAGAACACCCUCAGGCAACGUUUGGGUGACCCAUGAAGAAAUGGAAAAUCUUGCUGCUCCAGCUAAAACGAAAGAAUCUGAAGAAGGCAGCUGGGCUCAGACCCUGGCUUAUGGUGAUAUGAACCACGAAUGGAUAGGUAACGAGUGGCUCCCCAGUCUGGGUUUACCUCAGUACCGAAGUUACUUUAUGGAAUGCCUGGUAGACGCGAGGAUGUUAGAUCACCUGACAAAGAAAGAUCUGCGUGUGCACUUAAAGAUGGUGGAUAGCUUUCAUCGAACAAGCUUGCAAUAUGGAAUCAUGUGUUUAAAGAGGUUGAAUUAUGAUAGAAAAGAACUGGAAAAGCGAAGAGAAAUGAGUCAGCAUGAAAUAAAAGAUGUGCUGGUGUGGAGCAAUGAUCGAGUCAUACGCUGGAUACAAGCUAUCGGCCUCCGAGAAUAUGCAAAUAACAUUCUAGAAAGUGGUGUACAUGGUUCACUUAUAGCUCUGGAUGAAAACUUUGAUUACAGCAGUUUAGCUUUAUUAUUACAGAUUCCAACACAGAACACCCAGGCACGGCAGAUCCUUGAGAGAGAAUACAACAACCUUUUAGCACUAGGAACUGAAAGACGACUUGAGGAAAGCGAUGACAAGAACUUCAGACGCGGCCCCUCCUGGCGACGACAGUUUCCUCCACGCGAGGUUCACGGGAUCAGCAUGAUGCCGGGCUCCUCGGAAACGCUGCCGGCGGGGUUCAGACUAACCACGACGUCGGGGCAGUCGCGGAAGAUGGCGACUGACGUUGCUUCAUCACGACUGCAGAGGUUAGACAGCUCAACAGUGCGCACAUACUCAUGCUGACAAGGCCUAGCAAAGAAGCCAGCACUGAAUUGUUAUGUCAUCUCUUUCUUCUACUUUACCUGAAGUGCACUACCAGGACUUGGGAAACGGAGCAUUAAAGCUCUCUGCAAGAACAGGGUCAUAGGGCAGAGAACAUACCAGGUUUAUCAGAUGAACAGAUACGACGUUCCUUUCACGUAUUGGCUAGUUCAAAACGAACGUUAAAAAAAUACCGAAAUUACUA